This is a messenger RNA of Penicillium argentinense, 1155 nucleotides long. RefSeq lists its product as uncharacterized. NCBI's taxonomy places the organism in Eukaryota, Fungi, Ascomycota, Eurotiomycetes, Eurotiales, Aspergillaceae. The transcript has 3 exons. The record is from RefSeq and is a predicted model, not a curated record. The coding region runs from base 1 to 1155 and encodes 384 amino acids.
AUGUCUUCUGAGCUGGCCAUGCUUUCAUCGGAGACGGUCGGCUACUUAUCAUUGGGGGAACUAGCAAAUGGCCUAACCCUAACCUCCCCGGUCAUCCACAACUUCUUGCCUUCGGAGGCCACCGACAUUGCUGCUCAGCUCCUACCGGAUCCAUAUGGGGAUGGCGCAUCCGGUGGAGGUCGUUGGUACCCAGGUGCACUAACACUGGGAAAUGGUGAUGUUCUUACGCUUUUUGGGCAUGUCAGGGAGGAUGACUCGCGGCAUCGUAACGCCAACCCGGAACGUUUCAAUGCGAGCUCAAAUAACUGGUAUUUGAUGCCGAAGCUUGCCAUUGAUUCUCCUAUCCAUCAGCCGGACAAAGGUAGCCCAAUCGUCCGACCCUUAUUCGUUUCCCGCACCUUUCAACUUCCUGAUGGACGGCUUUUCUUCGCAACAGCGAUGCCAGCUGAAUGGGAGACCUAUACUGAUAAUCCCAAUCGUACCGAUGGGCCUCACUUCAGCACAUUCUACGAUGUCGUGAACGGAACUUAUACUGGUCCUUUAUUCUCUGAACCUACUGGUUACGAUAAUUGGAGAUUUCCUUGUGUGUUACUUCCUCUUCUACCAGAAGAUGAUUACCAUCCGCGCGUGAUGCACUGCGGGCGAGCGGAAGCAAUGCUUGUGCUGUAUUACUUCCCACCGGACAGGUCUGCCUUAUUUGGGGGGGGGGGGGGGGUUGAGUCUCAAGAACCCGAUAAUGGCCAGCUCAUACCAGCUGAGAUUUACGAUCCCGAUAUUGACUGGGUAGCUGGUCAGUACAGGCCAGGAUUAGGCAACUGGACUGUGGAAACUGGCAUGCCAACACAAAGUCGCAACUACCACUCGGCGGCAUUGUUGCUUCCUAAUGGUUCGAUUUUGACGUCUGGAGGGAACGCUAACGCGCAAUCCGGCGACCCAGACACAGUCGGUGUCAAGCGAAUUGAGCUCUAUGACCCUCCGUAUCCAACCGGCACACGCCUUCAAAUAUUUAAUUGCCCAGCUAAAGUGACAUAUAAUGAAGAGUUUGAAGUGGAAGUCUCUGCAGCUGCAGAAGUUCAGCGGAUUGCGCUAAUCCGCAUGGUUCAUGCACCCAUGCCUUUGACUUCGAUCAACGUUACAUCGGCCUCUCACUCAUGA